AGAGUGUCAUUACUGUCAUGAUUCAGGUCAUUGGAAAAACGAAUGUCCGGUUCUCAGGAAAAAGGACAAAUUCAGUACGCGUGAUUACGUUAAAUCUAAGCCUACGGCGUUAGCUGCGCCUGUUUCACAUCAGUUCACUCAUGACACGUGGUCUCAGGCGCAGGUGAAAGUCCAUAUUCACCCAGGCUAUUUACCUUUCAUUAUGGAAGGUUUUGUGUCUAUAUUAGGGAGUAAGGAAUUGGUGCCAGUGAAGAUCUUGAGAGACACAGGUGCCUCCGAAUCGUUUGUGUUGGAGUCUGUGUUACCCUUUUCAGCUGAGACUGAUUCGGGGAAGAGUGUUCUAAUUAGGGGAAUAGGUUUGAACACUCUUUCAGUUCCAUUACAUAAAAUGAUGUUGGAUUGUGGGCUGGUAAAAGGUGAGGUUGUUGUGGGGGUGCGUCCUUCAUUGCCUAUUGAGGGUAUUGACGUUAUUCUUGGGAAUAACUUGGCUGGUGAUCGUGUAUGGCCUGUCGUGUUCCCAUCUCGAGUUGUUUCCAUAAAGCCGUCAGUUGUUGAAAUUCCAGAUGAGAGUGUACAGAGCUCCCCAGAGAUGUUCAGUGCGUGUUCUAGGAGUCGUGGUGAACUGGUCACUGUGCCUACUAAUGAGAAUACCACAAAGAAGUAUGCCACUGCUUUCCCUGUUAUUCCGUUAUCUGUUACCCACUCAGAUCUAAUCAAUGCGCAACGGACUGACCCCACAUUAGAAGAGUUGCGUAACCAAAUUGUGCCUGUGGACCAGUUGGGAGAUGUCGCCCAUAGCUAUUUUCUCCAAGAGGAUGUCCUGAUGAGAAAGUGGGUGUCUCAUGGUAGUCGUUUUCGGGGGGAGGCGAUUAGUCAGGUUGUGGUACCAGUAAAGCUUCGUGAGUUGGUUUUGACAACUUCUCACAAUGGUGUUGCUGGACAUAUGGGUGUGAGAAAAACAUACCAUCGCAUAUUAAGACAUUUCUUUUGGCCUAGAUUAAAGAGGGAUGUCUCUGAUUUCAUCAAAACUUGUCACACCUGUCAAUUACCUGGCAAACCUAAUCAAGCUAUUAUGCCGGUACCACGGUUUCCUACUCCUGUACUCAGCCAACCUUUUGAGUAUUUGAUCAUUGACUGUGUGGGUCCUUUGCCUAGUGCAAAAAAGGGUAGAGUGAAAUGAGUAGUCUGUUACGUUGGGAAGUGGCUAUGAAUCGUUGGGAAUUGUUUAAAAAUUAAGGACCUUGCUCUUUCCGUUGGAGUUUGUAGCUGAUGUGGUCUCGUGCGCCCUGUUCUUGAAUGGUUGUAUUGUCUGGUUCUGUCUUUACUGUCUGUUCCCUCCUGGUCUUUUAUUCUUCUUUCCUCUUAAAUGUUGCUUCCUAUGCACUAAGGUUGCUGAGGUCUGGGGACUCUUCUUUCCUCUUAAAUAGUGCUUCCCGUGCGCAAAGGUUGCUGAGGUCUGAGGAGGUUGGCUGGGGUAAAUUGGAAGUGUGCACGUAAUCCCUCAUCAAUUUGGGACGCAAGUGCUGUGUCAGUUGGGACGCAGAGGUCGGUAUGUUGUUCCGGGGUCCUUGUUGGUCCCCGGUUUUAUGGGGGGGAAUGUGACGACCCUCCCUCUGUCUACCGUUUUCUCUCUCUCCUUGCUCUUGUUUCCCUAUUAGGAUGCCGGUGGGCGGAGUUGGGAGGGUCGUCAGCUACAUGGGGAACACCUGGGCCCACUCUCCCAGGAUAAAAUCACCACUUCCCCAUUCAUUAAGGAGACUCUCUCCAGGCAGACAUUUUGAUAGAUUCGGUUAUGUUUCAUGGUGCUACCUAGUUUCGUUAUAAAAUAAAUAUAUUUUGUUACCCCUG
Salvelinus fontinalis (brook trout) is the source of this 1848-nucleotide messenger RNA. RefSeq lists its product as uncharacterized. The coding region runs from base 203 to 1180 and encodes 325 amino acids. Gene Ontology annotation, biological process: proteolysis. Gene Ontology annotation, molecular function: aspartic-type endopeptidase activity. NCBI's taxonomy places the organism in Eukaryota, Metazoa, Chordata, Actinopteri, Salmoniformes, Salmonidae. The transcript is spliced from 2 exons. The record is from RefSeq and is a predicted model, not a curated record.